CUGCGAUUAAAGUACAAUUUAAGUGCAACUUCAAUGCAACAAGCUGCAAACCUUUUGAUCAUGAUCGAAAUUUAUCGCACCUCGCUGCAAUUUUCAAAAAAAAAUAUGCACAAACUAUACGACUCUACCACCCUCGCACAGCAGGUUUUGUUCGGGAAAAAAUGGCGAAAAAUAAAAAAAAGCGAGAAAAACAAUCCAAAACUUGGGAAAUUGAACAGAAAGAAAUGUUGAAAGAGUUGUGGCAGAACUAUGACUGCCUUUUCAAAACCAAUAGUGCCGAGUUCAAGCGUGUAGACAAACGACAGGCAGCGCUCGAAGAUAUAAGACAGAAAUUGGAAACGGAGCUUGAGAGCUCAUUCACUGGUAAAAUCUCUUAACUUUUUAUUUAUACUAAAACAUACACAGCAAAGAAUACCUUUCAUAUUAGAAAAUAAAACACCUGAUAGCAAUACAUUUUUAUCGUUAGUUGUUUAUACAUAUUAUAGUUUUUAUUAAUAAUCCAUCCAACCUUCACGCAUGCAGUUUGGCUUGAUUUUAUUUUAAUAAUUAAAAAACUUUAUUAGUUUUUACGUUUGUCUUUUCCUUUCUAGCUCUGAGAUUGUAUUCUGAGAGAAUAAAAGCUUUUUCCCAAAAGAUUCAGUUAGUGUUUUUUUUUAAUAUAUCUAAUACCAAUUCCUAUAUCUUAUUUUCCAUUAUUCAUUAAAGAUAAAGACAUUAAAGCCAAAUUAGAAAUUUGAGAACCCAAUAUGCAAAAGAAAUUUGUAAAAUACGGGCUAAAUGUCAAGUGGUGCAGGGACAAAUUCUACGCUUCCCUUCAUUUUCUUCGAGACAGUAUAACUCCCGUUAAAACAAGACCAACAUCAGGUGAUACUUGUCCUGCCUCUCAAAUCGUCGCAAUAAAUGAGGAGGUAAACUCCGGCCAUGUCCAUCAUGAUAUUAACGAUGUCAAUGAGAACGAGGAAAACGAAGACAACGCUGGUAUCUCGAGAGUUUUCGAUAGUUUGAUUGAGACACAAAACGACCCCAACAAGUCUGCCAAAUCCAAGGUCAAAAUUCGAGAAAAAAUGGAGAACAUUGUGUUCAAGAAAUCGUUGACAGUACUUUAUAGUCUGGGAAACAAAAGAAAAAGUUCGGAGGAAAACGACGCCGAUAGAAUCUUUGGAAUUCGUGUUCAGGCAAAUAGAAGACCGACGAGGCAAAUAGAAGACCGUCGAAGUAAAGAGCUUGUAAAGCUAAAAAUCUAG
Molecule: messenger RNA, 1244 nt
Organism: Paramuricea clavata
Lineage: Eukaryota; Metazoa; Cnidaria; Anthozoa; Malacalcyonacea; Plexauridae
Source: the annotation of a GenBank genome assembly